Molecule: messenger RNA, 1617 nt
Organism: Aplosporella prunicola CBS 121167
Lineage: Eukaryota; Fungi; Ascomycota; Dothideomycetes; Botryosphaeriales; Aplosporellaceae
Exons: 2
Coding region: 1-1617 (538 amino acids)
Biological process (GO): spermine biosynthetic process; spermidine biosynthetic process
Cellular component (GO): cytosol
Molecular function (GO): adenosylmethionine decarboxylase activity
Source: RefSeq, a predicted model, not a curated record
AUGGUCACCGAAAUCCCCAAGCACUAUACUGGGUCUCCGUCCUCGUACUACGGGACUCCUCAUUUGACGAUCAACCGCGAGGCUACUAUUGACCUUGAUUCUAGCAAUGCCUUUGAAGGCCCCGAGAAGCUCCUAGAAGUGUGGUUCAGCCCUUCGGCCAACACCCUUCCCGAUGGCGUCGAGCCCACCGGUCUCAAGGCUGUUCCGGCCGACACCUGGAAGGAGAUGCUUGAUCUGGUCCACUGCAAGGUCCUCUCUGUCGUCGAAUCCGAGCAUGUCGACGCUUACCUCCUGUCCGAGUCGAGCAUGUUUGUGUUCCCGCACAAGCUCGUCUUGAAGACUUGCGGCACGACCACUCUCCUCUACGGUCUCCCGCGCAUGCUUGAGAUUGCGUCGAUCUCUGCUGGGUUCCCUGGCAUUCCUGCCGACCUGACCAAGAGCGUCCCGGCCGCCGCCACCCCCUACCGUGUCUUCUACAGCCGAAAGAACUUUUUGUACCCCGACCAGCAGCGCGGUCCCCACCGCAGCUGGCGCGAUGAGGUCAAGUUUCUGGACAAGAUGUUCAUCGGCGGCAGUGCCUACAUGAUCGGCAAGAUGAACGGAGAGCACUGGUACCUUUACAUUACAGGCCCCGACACGCGCCUGACUCCCCCAGCUACCCCGAGUGGAGAGCGCGAAGAGACGGAGACCAAGUACUUGAACAUGCCGCAGCGCAUGGUGGCUGGAGCAGAAUCUGAUGAGGCGCAAGACGAGACAUUGGAAGUUCUCAUGACCGAUCUCGACGAGGAGAACGCGCGGCAAUUUUACCUCGAAGACGCGAGUGCGGUCGCGGAAGGUCGGUUCUUCCAGAAGGCGCGCGAGGCGCGCAAGAGCGCCAUCAAGCACCUCGGCACCAUCCACGAGGACGAGUCGGCCGACUCGAUGGACGGCAGCACGCUCCUGAACGGGGCCAACAACCAUGACGACAACUUUGACGUCUUCGAGCAGACGUCGUCGGACCACAGCGGCCUGCCGUCGGACGAGGAGUCGGACCUCACGUUCCCCGAGGAGCUCACGACCGAGGGCCACACGCUCGGCACGGUCGUGUCGGACACGUGCGGCCUGUCGGACGUGUACCCGACGAGCAAGUACCCGGACGCGCGCAUCGACGCGUACCUCUUCACGCCGUGCGGCUUCAGCGCCAACGGCGUGAUCCCCGCGCCGCCAAGCGGGCCGGACAGCGACAACAACAACAGCGUAAGCGCGGGCGAAAAGGGCCACUACUUCACGGUGCACGUGACGCCGGAGCCGCAGUGCAGCUACGCGUCGUUUGAGACGAACGUGCCGGCGGCGCAGAGCGGGCGCGAGACGGUCGACAUUGUGGAGCAGGUGGUGCGGAUCUUCCGGCCGGGUCGCUUCAGUGUGACGAUUUUCGAGGCGAAGAAGCUGGAUGCCGAGGGCGAGGAACAGGUGCUCGGGCUUGCGGCGAAGCGCAGCUCUCGCAUGGAGUCCAUUGCGGGGUAUCGGCGCGUGGAUCGCAUUGUUCAUGAUUUGGAUGGAUACGAUUUGGUGUUUAGGUAUUAUGAGAGGGAUGAUUGGAAGGGGGGCGCGCCGAGGCUGGGCGAGAAUGGGUAUUGA